Molecule: messenger RNA, 1974 nt
Organism: Stegodyphus dumicola
Lineage: Eukaryota; Metazoa; Arthropoda; Arachnida; Araneae; Eresidae
Source: RefSeq, a predicted model, not a curated record
GUUUCCCUUAAACAUUUCUCGCUUUAAAUUUUAUCAUUUCAUUACAUAUAUAUGACAGCUCAUAAUCUCUCCUAUUUACGUUUUGAAAAAUUGUCAAAUGGUUAGGAUCAUGCUGAAUAAGAAGUUUGCCUUAGAAUUUGCAGUACACAUCAUCUGGAAACACAGUGCUUAAGAAAACAAGAUACAGUAACUGUUAUCACAUUUUCUCAUUUAUCUGAAGAGCUGGCAUAUAUGCUUUUAAAAUUCUGAAUUAACAUAAAGUUCAGAUAUACAUGGUUUUCCAGAGAUAAAAAUCCUUACAACAUAAAGUGGAUAGUGGAAAUGGCUGAGGAGUCAAAAUCGGAAUCAGAAAGUAUUCAUUGUUUUGAAGAAGCGUUAAAGGACAAUGAAUCAAAACAAACGGCUGAAAGUGAAGCGUUCGCUCACUCUAUUGAAAACACGCCUUGUGCAGAAGUAGACGAGACUGAACUUGCAAGCACAAACGGCAAUUCAACGUCAUUUUCAUCAUCAGCAUGUGUUUCUGAAGCAUCAAGGAAGGUGCUGAACGAAGUACCACAUACAUUGGAUGAAGCAUCUGCGGAUGGCACAAAGUUUCUUCAUAAAGAUGAUUGCGCAAAGCUAAACAAUGGUGCGUUGUCAAUCGCUAUUUCUUCUACAGAUGAAACCUUGCCGUCACGGAUAACUGAUAAACCCUACAUUUACUGCUACAACAAAAGAAAAAUCGAUGUUGAUGAUGGAAAAAAAGGAAAGUGGUUGAUGUAUCGCAAUAUCAAGAAAAAGGAUGCUGACGGAAUGACGAAGUUAGACAGAGCAUGGCAGAAAGCUGUUAAACUUGUUAAAAAACUGAACUACCUAUAAUUAAAGCAAAAUGUUCUACAGCAUACGAAAGAGACGAUAUAAAUAUUUCUAAUGGUGUAAUUAUGUUUUACACUCCUGACUAUUCUAAAAAGGAAGAAGUUCGAGCGAUAGCUGAAGAAAUCUACCUGAGAGUAUGGAGAGCGAGCAUAAUAUACAAAACGGACGAGGCAAGUAGACUUGGUAUGUAUUUACAUCACGGAAAAAAACAAAUUUGCAUUUAUAAAUUCGAAAAUGGCAAAUUUCUGGAAAGAGGUACAAAGAAAAAAUGGAUUACAGUCGAAGAUUCUUCUAAUUCAAUUUCGAUACCAAUGACUCUAACACAUAAGCAAGAUGAAGAAAAUGCAGAUAAUAUAAAUAAUAAUGAUGCAUGUCCAAGUACGAAAUUAAUACUUAGAUGCGAUUCUAGUAAAACAUCAGAUGGAGCUAGCAUAUCUGAAACGCCAGCUUUUCAUCAAGCUGAAAGUAAUGACGUUAACUGAAGAUUGGAAAUCACGCGUGAUACUACAACCAAGAACUGUCAGUUCAGAUAUUAGUUGCAGAAGAACUAUAGAUGUGCAAAAAUGAAACGUAGAGCAAAUUAUACAGGUUUGCAUAAGAACCUGUGUAAUUAUGGUAACCUUUUAGAAAGACUGACAAAGCAAAUUUGAGAGGCAAGGAAUUAUUUAUGCGGCUGUGAUCAAAGUUGAAAACUGAAAAUUAUUCUUAGUUUUAAAAAGGUUUAGGAAGAUAAUAUUAUUAUGUAUUAUUUCCAGUUUUAAUAAUCUAUUUCAUUAUGAAAUCAUUCUAAAUAAAAAUAGUUUAAACUAAGGAACAGCAGCAUAAUUAUAUUUAAAAGGAAAUAAUUUUAAGUAUGAUUUACGCGUAUGAUCUGCAGAAGAACUGUUAAAUAUUGAACAGCUUUGUAUUUCGUAGGUAGAUAUGGUAGGUCAUGAUUUUAGGACACGUAAUUUUUAGUUUGCAAAAAGCAUUCUUUAAGCUUAACAUAAAAGAAUUCAAAAUUGCAGUACAGAGUUCUGAACGUCGAAAUAACUAAAACAAGCAAUAAUUAUUUUUUAUGUGUAGAAUCUGCAUGUCAAAGAUAUUUUAUAGCAGAAUAAAGCAUUAAAUUUUUUUGUA